Messenger RNA from Acaulospora colombiana, 185 nucleotides. The record is from the annotation of a GenBank genome assembly. Lineage: Eukaryota; Fungi; Glomeromycota; Glomeromycetes; Diversisporales; Acaulosporaceae.
AUGACAACAAUGCAAGAUCACAAGAGCAUGCUAACUCAAACUAUUGAUAAAAUUAUAACGCAAAAGAUUGAGGAGGCAGACUGCAACAUUAAGCCAGAUCAAGCUAUCAAUAAACUCUUAAUACAGGAGAUUGGAAAGGGUUUCAAAGCUUAUAUAGAAAAGCUAGAUGAACAAUACGAUUCUGA